Gavialis gangeticus (Gharial) is the source of this 2522-nucleotide messenger RNA. RefSeq names its product histamine receptor H3 (gene HRH3). The record is from RefSeq and is a predicted model, not a curated record. The transcript has 5 exons. Gene Ontology annotation, cellular component: membrane. NCBI's taxonomy places the organism in Eukaryota, Metazoa, Chordata, Crocodylia, Gavialidae. Gene Ontology annotation, biological process: adenylate cyclase-activating adrenergic receptor signaling pathway. Gene Ontology annotation, molecular function: histamine receptor activity. The coding region runs from base 1 to 1500 and encodes 499 amino acids.
AUGGGUGCAAUACCUUUUGCGCUUGACAAUCACCACCCAGAAUUUUUAGAAACGUUAGUGAUGCCAAAGCUUCCAAGAAAAGCCUAUGACACAGAAAGCUCUCUUUCAGAGAAGGUGUCCAACAUUCAUUACAUGACUAUUGCCAGGAUUGAUGAAGAACACCGCUCCCCACCCCCAUAUCUUCAUGGCUGGAUUCAGACACUGAUAUUUCUCAGGCUCAAAUACACCGUCAUUCUAGGCAGCUACAGCAUCACCACUUUAAAGGACAGAGACUGGAAGAAGUCCUGCCAGUUGGCUGCUAGUGAGGGGGGCGCGCUCAUGGCGCUGCUGGUCGCCGCCACCGUGGUGGGCAACGCGCUGGUGCUGCUCGCCUUCGCCGCCGACUCCAGCCUGCGCUCGCAGAACAACUGCUUCCUGCUCAACCUGGCCCUCUCCGACCUCUGCGUGGGUGCCUUCUGCAUCCCCUUCUACGUGCCCUAUGUGCUGACGGGGAGGUGGACCUUCGGGAAAACCUUCUGCAAGCUCUGGCUGGUCACCGAUUAUCUGCUCUGCACCUCCUCGGUCUUCAACAUUGUCCUGAUUAGCUAUGACAGAUUCCUCUCCGUGACAAGAGCGGUCACAUACCGAGCCCAGCAAGGCAAUACGAAGCAAGCGGUGCUGAAGAUGGUGAUGGUGUGGGUGUUAGCCUUCCUGCUUUACGGACCUGCAAUUAUCAGCUGGGAAUACAUCACAGGCCAGAGUAACAUCCCGGACGGGGAAUGCUAUGCUGAGUUUUUCUACAACUGGUAUUUCCUCAUGACAGCCUCCAUCCUGGAGUUCUUCACGCCCUUCAUCAGCGUCAUGUUUUUCAACCUGAGCAUCUACAUGAACAUUCAGAGACGCACCAAAAUGCGCCUGGAUCUCUUUCAGGAAGUGCACAGCCAGCCCUUCACAGAAGGGAUGGAAACGAGCCCAGAAGCAAAGCUGUCUUUGAAAUGCUGCAAGUGGGAGCAGAAGGAGCCAGCCGAGUCCCCAGACCUUCCAAAAUGCGACAUGCCGCAAGCAGCUGCUGAGGCCAGCCCGAGCCCCAGAGAUGCACUGAACGCAGGCUCGAAGAGCCCUGGGAAGCCAAAGACCUUCAGCAGAAAGAACUGGAAAAACUCAGCCUCUACCCUGUCUUUAGAGAAACGGAUGCAGACGGUCUCCCAGGGCAUCACGCAGCGGUUCAGGCUCUCCAGGGACAAGAAAGUGGCAAAAUCCCUAGCAGUUCUUGUAGGCAUUUUUGGGAUUUGCUGGGCACCAUACACCCUCCUCAUGAUCAUCCGAGCUGCUUGCCAUGGCCACUGCAUCCCUGACUACUGGUACGAGGCCUCCUUCUGGCUCCUGUGGAUCAACUCUGCCGUCAACCCCGUGCUCUACCCCCUCUGCCACUACAGCUUCAGAAGAGCGUUCAUCAAACUCCUGUGCCCCAAGAAGCUCCAGAUCCAACCGCGCAACUCCCUCCAGCACUGCUGGAAGUGAGUUGAUUCUCCCAAUUCAGUCACUCCCGUGGACGAGUUUGCUGCAACUCGGGAUGCUGGAAGAGCAGAGCGGUCGCUCUUUCGGGGAGCAGGUAGCAGCAUAUUUAGUAUUAGCUUCUUAUGUGCUAUUGAUGGGGUCAAAAAUUGGGAGACGGGCAGGGUUCACUUAAUGCAGUGCCACUUAGCUAUGUCCUUUAUCACACACGUGUACAAAAGGUCGCUCGUGCCAAAGUGGGGAUGCCGUUUAUUGAAAAAAGAAAAGCCCAAUGUCAGUCUCAUCUAGCCCCCUUUAAUGAAUACACAGCUUAGCCACUGGCAAGCUAGAUAUUGCUUGGGAAUGCAAGGUUCCCCACUUACAGGUACACGUGGGCAAGAUUGAGCAAAUGUCUCAAACAUUUCCUUUGCGGGGGGAAAAAAAAACAACCUUAUUCAUUACAAACUAUUGGUGCUGCAGUAGUAUCUAAGACGAGAGUCGUAGCCCAAGACUCUGCUGCUGUGCUGUACACAACAACGGACAGUUGUCAGUCCCAGAGAGCUAAUAACCUAAGCAUCAGAUAAGGGAAGAUAAGGGGAGAAUACCGAGCAGCAUGAAAAGCAGGGACCAGGGUGCACCAGCUGACUGUCAUAAGCUAUCCAUGUGUGUCUGUAACUGUGAUUUCCUGUUAUUAGAGUAGAUAAACCCCUCUGGUCAGGAGAUGCCAAGGAUGCUCUAUGCCCAUGUUACAUACCUGCGAGCAGAAGCUUUAAGCCUUUUUCAAAGGUUUUGUUGUAUUCGAGGAGGGGUUUUCACGGCUUGUCCAAGGGCCUGCGUUAGAAGCUGAGCGCUGUAAUUCAGGGCUGUUUAACCAUCAGCAGCCGUAGUCCAUGCUAGAGGGAACCACGCGCCAGGCAGAGCGAGAGAGGUGGAGGCAGCAGGGUGGAAACCCAGGGGCCACUUGUUAACUCCUCGCAGGCCACAUGCAGCCCACGGGCUACCAGUUGGACAGCUCUGCUUCCCAAAUCACCAGAUCUCCAGGAUUUCCA